Thunnus maccoyii (southern bluefin tuna) is the source of this 1752-nucleotide messenger RNA. RefSeq names its product interleukin-1 receptor type 2-like. Lineage: Eukaryota; Metazoa; Chordata; Actinopteri; Scombriformes; Scombridae. The transcript has 7 exons. Bases 167 to 874 code for a protein of 235 amino acids. The record is from RefSeq and is a predicted model, not a curated record.
GAGUGGUUUGAAAAGAGGAGGAGGGAAAACCCAGCAGUUCUUCAGAAGUUCAGUGCAGGUAAUAAGCACUUGUCCUUAAGUCUUCCCACUCAGCCUGGGCUCAAGCCCCACUCCCCUUCAGCUUGGCAGGGAGGGCUCCUUCCGCCAGAAUCUCGGAGGUGAUCUAAUGAUUCCUGUUGUAAAGCCAUCGCACGCCGGUUUCUACACCUGCCAGUGCAGAGUGCUCAUCAACAACCAGCAGUACAAAGUCAGCCGAGCCAUCCUGCUCUGUGUGCAAGGUCCAGACCCAGCUCAAACUACAACUACCACUGUGCCUGACAUCUCCAUGACCUCUGAGCCAGGGUUGAUCAGCAGCAGCAGCAGCAGCAGCACUGUUCACACUCCUACACUUAAGCCACCUGUGAUUGUCUCACCACUGAACGGAACAAUAUUUGAAAGUCCGCAUGGUUCAGGACUGGAACUGUUUUGCAUGGUGCUCACUGGAUGUCAAGCUGCAGAUUCCACUGUGGUCACAUGGUUGGUCAAUGGCCAAUCAGUGGAGUCAUCGUACCUUGAUGGACGGGCUCUGCAGGGGGCAAGGAGGCACACUAGGGUGUCUGAAGGGUGCCAGAUUGAGUUAAGGCUGAUUGUUGUAGCGAUGACAGGAGAAGACAUACGGACGGAGCUGAAAUGUGUUGCUCAGAACGAAGGAGGGAGACGGGAAGUCGUCACACAGCUUAAACUAGAGAACUCCACGUUUACAUGGGUGGUGGUAGCUACAGUGGCGGUGUCCUGCUUCCUGACUGUAGUUUCUGUCUUUCUCUAUGUGCUCUUAAAACCUAAAAGGAAAAAGAAAAUGGAUUACUUCCUGGCUCUGCAAAACAGCACCUUCUAAUUCUUCCGGUGUACACACUCAUUCCACAAGGAAAAGACCCUCUUAAAUGUAUUUGCAGUUGCAUCAAUAGAGCGUUUUCCUGCAGCAUUUGGUGUCAUGCAGUAACAUUAGCAGUGGUUGGUGUUCAACUCUUGCUACAGAGAUUCAAUGUAGAAUUCAGUGUUUUUAAAUCAGUAGCUGCUCAUGCUGUUACCCACUGUCCUCCAUUUCCUUAUCCAUGAAUGAGCAUUACACAAGGAACUUUUGAUUCAUAUUAUUUGUACUAAUGUGGUAAUUACAUUUGGUUUCUUUAUACAGUUUCAGUCAUUGUAAGUUUCCUUUCAUGAGAUACAGAUACUUUCAAGAUACAGAAAUAUCCUACUUAAAUCUAAUAUAGAAUCACCAAACUGAGGCCGCUCACUGACAAAGAAAGUUGUAAUAUCUGGUCAAAUUCAGUAAAGGCUUCAACAAAGGCUACAUCUGCAUAUACUGUACAUAUAUACAAAACUUUCAUGUCAAAUCAUUUCAUUUCUUUGUUUUUGUUUGAGUGUUCCAAAAUUCAAACACUCCAUAAGAGAGUUAUAUAUACAGUAUGUAUAAGUGCAAUAUAUUUUUGUAGUUGAAAAGUGUUAAGACAAUUUGAUACAUAACUGCUCUAUCAAACGUAUUUGACGAUGUUGAUGAUCUGACUGCUCUGGCAAUUCUAAAAUCUAACAAUACAUCAUUAUAUGUGGUUAUUGCAUAUAAGACAUUGUUCGGUAAAGUAAGUAGAGCUAACAAAUAAUAGUUAUUAGGGUAGAAAGUACAAUCUUUUCCUCUGAAACACAGUGGAAUAAAUGUAUAUUGCCUUUAAAAUGGAAAUAUUCAAUAAAGUGCUGGAAUAUGUACUGUACCUAAGA